CUAAGUGCUACGAGUCAGUUGAGCAAUCACUCUUCUCUUCUACCCACCACAGCUAGAGCUCUCUCUCUCUCUCUAAAUCUGGAAAGUGGAAGCAAAAGAAGAACGAAGGAGAGCUAGAAGAAGAAGAAGAAGUCUAGGACUGACCGAGUGGAGGGGGUUUUCACAUUCACCAUCCAAACAAUAAUAAUAAAUGGCAAGUGAUGGUAAUAAUAACACUGAAGAAAAAAUGGUGGAUACCAAAGAAGAAGAGGAAGAAGCCGCCAAUGAGAAGGAGCCCGCUCCCGACAAUCUCAAACCGGAAGGUGAACCGGAAGCGGAACAGGAAGGGGGAGCCGAAACCAAAGCCUCCAGCGAAGACCCCAAAGGUAACGAUGUUGAUGCUACUGCUGCUCCGAUUCUCACUCCUCCUUCACUCGCCCUUAAUGAUUCAGCUCUAGAGGACAAGGAUAAUAUCCAAUCUUCAGUUGACCUAACCGAUACGAAUCCUGCCACUCCUCAUCCCCAUGAUCAUGAUACUUGUAAUGCCGCCGCCGCUCAAGAUUUCAUCAAGUCUGAGGGAAAGGGGGACGAAACAGUUGAUAACAACAACAACAACAACAAGGAUCCUCAUGAUGAGCCCAACACUGAUGUAGCCACCACCGCUACCAAUGUUGCUGGUGCCAAACAGCUUUCUUCUCCGCCUCUCAAAAAUGAUGACGAGGGCACUCACGCACCUCCUCCUCCCUCGAGUCACUCGGACCCCAAAGCUGAAGAUGAAGAAGAUGAUGAUGAGAAAGGUGCUGUAGUUCCUACAGAAAUUGACAAGAAGGAAGCUCCUACAGAAAUUUCUGCUCUCAACACUCCACCACCACCAACCAAGUCUUUCCUUUUGGAUUCUUCUGCUGAUGGUUACGAGUCCGGAACUGAGGAAGAGCAAGCUGCUUUUAUGAAGGAUGUUGAAUCUUUUCAUAAACAGAACCACUUGGAAUUCAAACCCCCCAAAUUUUAUAAAGAAGAGCUCAAUUUGCUCAAGUUAUGGAGAUUGGUGAUCAAGUUGGGAGGCUAUGAACAGGUGACAUCAUGCAAAUUAUGGCGGCAAGUGGGAGAAUCUUUCAAACCACCAAAAACCUGCACUACUGUCUCUUGGACAUUUCGAAUCUUUUAUGAGAAGGCACUCCUUGAAUAUGAAAAGAAUAAAUUAAAGAAUGGUGAGCUACCUUUUUCAGAUGGCCCCUUGACAGAAUCUAUGAGGGCUGAAAAUCAGGCUGGUGGAAGUCAAGCUCUUGCAUCAGGUAGGGCAAGAAGGGAUGCUGCAGCUCGUGCUAUGCAGGGUUGGCAUUCCCAGCGUCUUCUUGGCAAUGGUGAGGUUUGUCAUCCAAUCAUUAAGGAUAAGAACUUGAGUUCUACACCAAAGGGUGACAAGCAGCUUAAAACAAACGGUUUACUGAAGCGUAAACGGCUAUCACCUGUUGAGGGUGCUGUCCACUUUGGUCACAAGAAGGCAAUAAAAUCACAGGGGGAUGCAAUGGUCAUUGAUGUUGGACCCCCAGCUGACUGGGUAAAAAUCAAUGUGCAAAAAACUAAUGACUGCUUUGAGAUAUAUGCUUUAGUUCCAGGGCUUCUGCGUGAGGAGGUGCAUGUUCAGUCUGAUCCAGCAGGGCGUUUGAUCAUAUCUGGCCAACCAGAGCAUCUGGAUAAUCCUUGGGGCGUGACACCUUUUAAAAAGGUCGUGAGUUUACCUACCAGAAUUGAUCCGCAUCAGACAUCUGCUGUGGUCACCCUGCAUGGCCAGUUGUUCGUGCGAGUACCAUUUGAGAUGUCAGAUCUUUAGGAUUCGCAUUUUGGCAGUCACUUGAGUUGAGCACACAGGGAGGAGAUUUCACGGUCAUCUUGCUCCGAAGAGUUGAAAUAUGUAGGAUCAAGUCAAAACUCUGAUUUUGUAGUGUAAUUUGCUAGUCACACUCACAGUUGAUUAUCUAAUUGGAUAUAUUUAUUUACACACUUGUUUUAUUUUGUUUAAUUCUGUAAUUAAGUAGCAUAAAUCAUCAGAAUUGAAUCAUUAAGGAACUAUUUACAUA
Populus trichocarpa (black cottonwood) is the source of this 2057-nucleotide messenger RNA. Its product is annotated as AT-rich interactive domain-containing protein 6. Gene Ontology annotation, cellular component: nucleus. The record is from RefSeq and is a predicted model, not a curated record. Gene Ontology annotation, biological process: regulation of transcription by RNA polymerase II. Bases 191 to 1810 code for a protein of 539 amino acids. The transcript has 13 exons. Lineage: Eukaryota; Viridiplantae; Streptophyta; Magnoliopsida; Malpighiales; Salicaceae. Gene Ontology annotation, molecular function: DNA binding.